AUGGCGGCGGCAACAGCGGCAGCGGCGUGCCGCAGGGCCAUCUCUUACACCCUCCUCGGCCCGCCGGCCGAGAGCCUCCGCGCGGCAGCUGCGGCGGCGAAGGUGGCUGCGCCCGCAAGCACCGGCGACCAGUUCUUGGACCUGCUCGACGCCAACUUCAACAAGCCGCCGCCGACUCCCCCGGCGAAGACGCGCACGGAGAACAGCUCCCCGACGUUCGCCACCUCGGGCGACCCCUGCCUGGACUUCUUCUUCCAUGUCGUCCCGGGCACCCCGCCCGAGUCCGUGUCGUCUCUCCUUGCCGACGCCUGGGCCAAGGAGCCGACCACGGCGCUCCGGCUCGCCUGCAACCUCCGCGGCGUGCGAGGAACCGGCAAGUCCGACCAGGAGGGGUUCUACGCCGCCGCGCUCUGGAUGCACAACUCCCACCCGUCCACGCUCGCCCUCAACGCGCGGGCCGUCGCCGAGUUCGGGUACCUCAAGGACCUCCCCGAGCUCCUCCACCGCAUCAUCCAUGGCGGCGUCUCCACCAGAACCCCCGGCAAGCAGGCCGCCCUGGAAGGACGAGGAAUCGUGGCCCACCGCGCCCGCUUCCGAUCACGUGGCACGCCUCGCCACUGGAGCAGGGAGGUGCGCCACCCCAAGGGCACGAUGGAGAGACGCAUCGCUGCCAGCAAUAAGCGCGAUCAGGAACUCUCGGCCCAGGCCGCCGUCGAGCGGCACAAGAAGCGCGCGGACGCCGCGGCCAGAGCCGUCGAGAGGUACGCCCGGGACCCCAACUACCGCCUCCUGCACGACAUGACGGCGGAUGUUUUCGCCGACCUCCUCGCCGAGGACAUGAAGAAGCUCGCGGAAGGCAAUAUCGAUCUCUCGCUCGCCUCGAAGUGGUGCCCGUCGAUCGACACUUGCUACGACGGCUCCACGCUGCUCUGCGAGGCCAUCGCGCGCCGCCUCUUCCCCAAGGGCUCGAUGCCCCAGAUCCCGGCGGACUUGCCGGACGAGCACUACGCCUACCGCGCGCGCGAACUCCUCCGCAAGGAGGCGUACGUGCCGCUGCGCCACGCCCUCAACCUCCCCGAGAUCUUCAUCUCGGCACGUGCGUGGGGUAAAGUGCUGUACACGCGCGUGGCCUCCGUGGCCAUGAAGAACUACAAGGACCUGUUCAUCAAGCACGACCAGGACCGCUUCAACAGCUUCCUCGCCGACGUCAAGACCGGCAAGGCGAAGAUCGCGUCGGGCGCCCUGCUGCCGCACCAGAUACUGGAGUCCGCCUUGGAAGACGACGAUGAGGUCGCCGACCUGCAGUGGAAGCGCAUGGUGGAUGAUCUGCUGGCGCUCGGCAAGCUCAACAACUGCCUCGCCGUUUGUGACGUGUCGGGAAGCAUGUGCGGCCAGCCCAUGGACGUCUGUGUCGCGCUUGGCCUCCUCCUCUCGGAGCUCUGCGACGAGCCGUGGCGUCACCGCGUAAUCACCUUCACCGCUGAACCACAGCUGCACCACAUCCAGGGCAGCACUCUAUCGGAGAAGGCAGAAUUUAUCCGUAACAUGGACUGGGGCAUGAACACCAACUUCCAGGCCGUGUUCGACCAGCUCCUGUGGGUGGCGGUCGACGGCAACGUCCCGCCCGAGCGCAUGGUGAAGAAGGUGUUUGUGUUCAGCGACAUGGAGUUCGACCUGGCGUCCUCGAGGCCGUGGGAGACAGACUACGAGGCGAUCACGAGGAAGUACACCGAGGCCGGGUACGGAGAGGCCGUGCCGCAGAUUGUCUUCUGGAACCUUCGGGACUCGCAUUCCGUGCCGGUGACGGCGGAGCAGAAGGGGGUGGCGCUAGUCAGCGGCUUCUCCAAGAACAUGCUGAAAAUAUUCCUCGGCGGCGAUGGCAUCCCUUCGCCGAGGGCCGUCAUGGAGAAGGCCAUCUCCGGGCCAGAGUACCAGAAGCUCGUCGUGUUCGACUGA
Molecule: messenger RNA, 1956 nt
Organism: Lolium rigidum
Lineage: Eukaryota; Viridiplantae; Streptophyta; Magnoliopsida; Poales; Poaceae
Exons: 1
Coding region: 1-1956 (651 amino acids)
Source: RefSeq, a predicted model, not a curated record